UAAGGGAAAAGCCGGCUUUAGGACCCGUUCGUUGCGCGCCGUUAGAGGCAGCGCCGUGCGCCAAGGUGGAGUCACGUGCAUUGCAGGAACCCGAAACUGAGAAGUUAACAAAGUAGGAUUGCUCUCAUUGAAGGAGAAGCCGGAGAAACGGCGGCGUGCGAUAUGAAACAUGGCCUCUGUCCUCAGCACUGUCUUGCAAUGGGCUCUCAGCAUCGUCAUCCCAUGUUUUACAGCUCAGCUCUGGAGAUUCAUGAACAAACUGCUGACCGUCGUGGUCGUGGUGGCGCUCGCUGUUCUCCUCUCCACGAUGUGGAUAGCCAUGAACAAAGCGGAUUAUUCCCCCAUGGGCACGGACCACGAGGUUGCUGUGACAGCCAAGCAGUUGUGGAAGCCCACCAGUGUCCUCAAUAUCAUGAAGGAUGCCCUGUUGUAUGUGGCUAACCUGCUGCCCUCUUACGAACCACUGACAGCUGAGAAUCUCCUAAGGCACCGCGAUCGGCUGGAUGGUGUCAACUACAUACUCCAAGCCUGUUUCAACAAGGCCAUUGAUACCUUUCUCCAGGAGCCCUGGUCUGUGCAGCAAAAUGCCCAGCUGGUUAUCCAGUGCGACGGACCUCCCAUAGAGUUUCGGUCCGGCAAGGGGGACUGCCAGAUUUCUGUAUAUGUCCUAUACAAGCGGAUCCAGUGUGAUAUCAAAGAGCGGACGGCCGAAAUGUACCUUGCGAGACUGGCCAUUCGCAAGGAGCCACUGAGUGUCGGAGACCUGCUGAGAGUGAGGCAGAGCUUGCGCUCCUGGGGGGUUCUUCCCGAGGAACUAGGCCACUGCUUGGAGUUUGCAGUGGAAGAGUUUGCCAAGGAGCCGUUCUGCGUCCAGGACAAUGCCCACAUGGUUGUAGACUGCGGCGGGCAGGUGCUGAACUUUGCCUCUGGCGAAGGGGAGAAUAAGAUCAAUAUCUACGACGUACGGGGAGGCCUCAUUCACUACCGGAUCAGGAUCUCGGGUUCUUGGACCAGCAUCGUGCGGUUCUUUCAUGGGAACAAAGAUCACACGCAAACACAUGCGAGGAAGCCUCUGCAGCUAGAGUGAGAUGAGAGCUACGAAAGGAGCUCGCCUC
This is a messenger RNA of Podarcis raffonei (Aeolian wall lizard), 1115 nucleotides long. RefSeq lists its product as uncharacterized. NCBI's taxonomy places the organism in Eukaryota, Metazoa, Chordata, Lepidosauria, Squamata, Lacertidae. The coding region runs from base 170 to 1087 and encodes 305 amino acids. The record is from RefSeq and is a predicted model, not a curated record. The transcript has 2 exons.